Messenger RNA from Exophiala viscosa, 813 nucleotides. RefSeq lists its product as uncharacterized. The coding region runs from base 1 to 813 and encodes 270 amino acids. NCBI's taxonomy places the organism in Eukaryota, Fungi, Ascomycota, Eurotiomycetes, Chaetothyriales, Herpotrichiellaceae. Gene Ontology annotation, molecular function: ubiquitin protein ligase activity; zinc ion binding. The record is from RefSeq and is a predicted model, not a curated record. The transcript has a single exon.
AUGAAUAAAACAUCUCCUACAGGCGCAAAGUCCAAGUCAACCACUUCGCCCAAAUCCACCGCGAAGAGUCCCAAGCAACAACCCGAAGAGAAGCGCCUGCGGAGGUUUCGGAGCAAGCCUCCAGCCUCAUUCCAGGUCAAGCUCUCACGAGCAAGGACGCAGCGCAUGAUAGUCCUAGGUCGCAGACAGGAUACCAUCGACGGCGCUCCAGCCGAGCAUAUCGACAUUGUAGGCUCGACGGGCAAUGUCUACGAAGUCACAAUCAGCCACAUGCCAGCCUGUACAUGUCCCGACUCAACGAAGGGCAACGAAUGCAAACACAAAGUCUACGCCAUGAACACCGUCCUCAAAGCGCCCGAAGACCUGCAAUACCAACUCGCCCUACUGACCUCGGAGCUCGAGGACAUAUUCGCCCACGCGCCACCCAUCCCGACCGACGUUGUCGACGGUGAAGAUGAGGAGUCGCACGACGGCAAGCGCAAGUCCACCGACGGAGAGUGUCCGAUCUGCUACAUGGACCUAGAUCCCGAGCACAACAAACUCGUCUGGUGCAAGGCUCAGUGCGGCCACAAUCUGCACAAGUCGUGUUUCGACCAGUGGGCUGCCAGCCAGGCCGGAAAGGAAGUGCGUUGCGUCUAUUGCCGCUCAACAUGGGAGAUGGACGUGGGCGACGCCAAUGCUAUCAAAAGUGCUGGCGAACACACUGCGGAUGGGUAUGUCAAUGUGGCCGACCACUUUGGCAUGUCCAGAGCCAGGGACUACUCCGGAUACCAUCAGCCAUGGGUACGCAGGCAGAUCGGCCUAGGCUGGUGA